Messenger RNA from Brachypodium distachyon (stiff brome), 3504 nucleotides. Its product is annotated as G-type lectin S-receptor-like serine/threonine-protein kinase SD2-5. Gene Ontology annotation, molecular function: ATP binding; protein serine/threonine kinase activity. Lineage: Eukaryota; Viridiplantae; Streptophyta; Magnoliopsida; Poales; Poaceae. The transcript has a single exon. Bases 699 to 3365 code for a protein of 888 amino acids. Gene Ontology annotation, biological process: protein phosphorylation. The record is from RefSeq and is a predicted model, not a curated record.
UAAAGUUUAUCUGAGAAAAUUGUACUAGUUUCCAGCAAGAGUACUAGUCUAAGGCGAAGAUUAAAUAAAUAGGGAACAAUGACCAAACAAUAUUUUCUUGUGGUAGUUGUCGCUGACCCAUUCUAUUUUUAAAACAGACAGGUACUAGGUUAGCACUUAGCAAAGGAGAUCAUACAAUAUGUCAUCGCUCAGCAGGAUGAACAGCGUGCAUUUAGUUGCUGUCAAAAAAGAAAAAAAAGAAACAGCAUGCGUCUAGUUCAUCAGUGCUAAAACAUAUAUUCAGAUUGCCAAUGUCGGUCAGGAGGUUGAACCUUCAUUAGUGCUCUACAUGACUUCUUUUUAGUUAUUUCAAAAUUAGUGCUCCACAUGACUAACUUCCAAUAAUUGGGACAAGUCUAGACUUUACAAUCCAAGCUCAGCUGAUUCCUGAACCCCAGUGCCUGUCGCACUAAAUGAUAGGCCUUGCACAAAAAGUACGAAGUACUCAACUCAAAGGGCAGCUUUGUUUACAGAAAUCACCCGAGUCAAGACAGAAUUGCAAAGUAUUUUUAGUAGUCUGGAUGGCUGUGGCAUUGUCAAACUAUCAGCCGACAUCGAUCGACCAUCAGAAAUAUUUUUCCAGGGUAAAUUAUACUGGCUCAACAGGACUUGAACACCACUAAGUCUCCACUCAUCCAUUUGCACAAUUGUUUACCCUGAUGCACGGGCUCCUACCACUGUGCAAUGCUUCCCUCCUGGAGCAAUCUCUAAACUCAUUGCCUCCUCUCUCUGAUGUUACCUCUCCAAUCUUCUGCUGUCCCAACAAAAAGACCACACGAUCUGCAAAUAUCUCCAUAUCCCAUCCAAGAACUCACAAGCUGCAUUGGGCUGAAACUGAAAGCAUGCUCCUCCUCCUCCUUUUCGCACUAUCUGUUCCUUCCUCCCAAGCUUGGUCCUUCGAUUACCCAAGCCCCAUUGCCAACCUUCCUUCUCUAUGGAGCAACAACAAUGCCACCAUCCCCUACAGUGCAACAUACACAUCCGGUUUAACGACGAGAGCGAUUCUUGUCAGGCAAAACCCUGCCGGGUACGGUCCAUCCUUCGCCUGUGGCUUCAUCUGCACAGCUCCCUGUGACACUUUCCUCUUUGCAGUUUUCUCUGUAUUCAUUGGAGAAAAUACCAACAACCCUGCUCUCAAUGCCUCGGCCACACCAAGGGUCAUAUGGACAGCCAACAGGCGCCGCCCAGUGAAGGAGAAUGCAUCACUCCAGAUCAAUAGGGACGGUGAUCUUGUCCUCCGAGACUUUGACGGCUCGCUGGUCUGGUCCACCACCACAUCGGGGAGCACUGUUGUCGGUAUGAAUCUCGCUCAGACAGGCAACCUUAUUCUCUUCGACAUGGUGGGGAAGACGGUGUGGGAAUCAUUCGAGCACCCAGACGAUACGCUCCUUAUUGGGCAGUCACUGAGGCAAGGGAAGAGGCUUACUUCAGCUUCUGCAAACUGGACUCAAGGUCAGUUCUACCUUACCGUGCUUGAUCAUGGCCUGCAUGCUUUCGUCGAUGGAGACCCUCCACAGUUCUACUACCAGAAAAGGUUUAAUGUUACUGAUGCAAUGGCUCACUCAAAUAUGAACAUAUCCUCCUCUGAUGAAGCAAAGGAUAGCAUGGUUUACAUUUCCUUCUUGCAAGGUAGUCUCACAGCAUUUGCCAGCUUCAACAAUACAGAUAUCAAGUUGUUUGACAUGUCAUUGCCUUGGCGAUCUUCAGCACAGCUCAUGAGCCUCGAGGAUGACGGGCACCUGCGGGUUUAUGGUUGGGAUGGUAUCUCAUGGGAGCCCUUGGCUGAUGUUCUGGAUGUGCAACCUGAUGAAUGUGCAUAUCCUACAGUGUGUGGAGAGUAUGGAAUUUGUUCACAAGGUUAUUGUAGUUGCCCUAGUAGAAAUUCAGGAGAUGAACUUUUCCGUCACUUGGAUGACCGGCAACCUAAUCUAGGCUGUUCACCGGCGAUUCCUCUGUCUUGUGACUUGAUACAGUAUCAGCAGCUUUUGCCUCUCGCAGAUGUCACAUACUUCAAUUUUGCUUAUAAUUGGACUACUCAUGAAGAGAGUUGCAAGGAGGCGUGCCUGAAGGCAUGUACAUGCAAAGCAGUCUUUUUCAGAUAUCAAAAUGAUACAUAUGGUUCUUGCUAUCUGAUGCCAAAGAUUUUUUCAUUCAUGCAUUACAAACCUGAAAAAAUUGGAUAUAACUUGUCUGCAUAUAUCAAAGUGCAGAUGUUACCUCCACCAUCAGCGAGUAAAGACUUGGGUGCAACUGCUUACCAUGUUGGUGUUCCUGUUCUAGUAGCAUUCAUCGGUGUGCUGAUUCUCAUCAUCAAAAGAAUAAUAUCAAAGAAAAUGCAAGAGGACGAUCCAUUUAAAGGAAUUCCUGGUAUGCCAACACGAUUCUCCUAUAAACAGCUGAGAGAAGCAACGAAUAACUUCAGCAAAAAGCUGGGGCAAGGAGGAUUUGGACCAGUGUAUGAAGGAAAACUUGGAAAUGUCAAAAUUGCGGUCAAGUGCCUGCGUGACAUGGGACAUGGGAAGGAGGAAUUCAUGGCUGAAGUCAUCACCAUUGGUAGCGUUCAUCAUAUCAAUCUUGUUAGACUGAUAGGUUACUGCUCUGAUAAAUUACACAGGCUCCUUGUUUAUGAGCAUAUGUGCAAUGGGUCUCUGGACAAAUGGAUCUUCAGCAAAAGCCAAAGUGAUUCACUCAGCUGGGCAUCUCGAUACAAGAUUAUCAUUGACAUUGCUAAAGGUUUGGCCUAUCUUCAUGAAGAAUGCCGACAGAAGAUUGUUCACCUUGAUAUCAAACCUGGAAAUAUCCUCCUUGAUGAAAACUUUAAUGCAAAGAUAUCUGACUUCGGUUUAGCAAAGCUUAUUGAUAGGGAUCAAAGCCAUGUGAUGACCAAAGUCAGAGGAACAAGGGGCUACUUAGCACCAGAGUGGUUGACAUCAACAAUUACUGAAAAGGCCGAUAUAUACAGCUUUGGUGUCGUUGUGCUGGAAAUAGUUAGCCGAAGGAAAAUCCUGGACAGUAGUCAGCCUGAAGGGAGCACCAAUCUAAUUAACCUACUGCAAGAGAAAAUCAAGGUUGGGCAAGUCUUGGAUAUAGUGGAGAAUCAGGAUGAAGAUAUGCAAUUACAUGGAGCAGAAAUGAUAGAAGUAAUAAAGCUUGCUAUAUGGUGCUUGCAGCGCGAGUGCAGCAAACGACCAGCCAUGUCACAGGUUGUGAAGGUCUUGGAAGGUGCAAUGGACGCAGAAAGGACUGCAGGCUCUGAGACAACUAGCAGAGACUACAUUUUUAAUGCUUCAUCCCCUCUGACCCCGGUGCAAGUAUCAGCAAGAUGAAAUGCUUUAGGCAAAGUAGAAUGCCUGCUUGUGGCUUAGUUACAACAAUAUACUAGUGUGCAGCGCUUUAUAAAUUUCUUCUUUAACAUAUGUAAUGUGUGAAUGAAAUAUAAGAAUUUCCCUAUGGGAUAUGUAUCUA